CCAUCUCCGAAGUGUCGGCAGAGAUGAAGAGCCUCAUCAUCGACAAGAACAAGAUGAGUCCAGAUGAAGACCCUGAGCUGCUGGUUAAAGGAUGGCUGUUUCGUGAGGUGCGGGGAAACUGGAUCAAACAGCGGCGUUACUGGUUUGUGCUGAGCCAGGACUCUCUGGACUAUUACACCGGCCCAGAGAAGGGAGCCCGGAGACUGGGAACGCUGGUCCUCACCAACCUCUGCUCCGUCAUCUGGCCGGAUAAACAGACAUUUAAAGAGACUGGGUAUUGGAGCAUAACAGUGUAUGGGCGUAAGCACUGCUACAGACUCUACACCAAACACUUCAAUGAGGCCGUGCACUGGGCUUGUGCCAUUCAGAAAAUCAUUGACACCAAAGCUCCAGUGGAAACGCCCACACAGCUCCUCAUCCGAGAUAUCGAGGAAAAUAAGUUCAACCCUGAGGUGGUGGAGCACAUUUUCCAGCACAACCCCAUUCUGAAGUACACUCAGGGCCCCCUGUACGCUCCUCUGUUGCCCUUCCCCUACGGCAGCCCAGAGCACAGAUACCACAGUGGGAAAGGCUACGGCUCCGUGCGAGAGGAGGCAGUCAAACUGUUCAACUGUCUGCAGCAGCUGGAGUCUGCGCGAGAGCCCGUGCCCAUUAUUCAGGGGGUUCUGCAGACCUGCUUGGACCUCCGGCCACUCCGGGAUGAGGUCUACUGCCAACUGGUCAAACAGACUAGCCACACCCCCCAGCCCUACACCGCCGCCCACCUCCGCUACUGGCAGCUCCUCACCUGCAUGAGCUGCACCUUUCUGCCUGGGCCCAUCAUACUCAAGUACCUCCGAUUCCACCUCAAAAGGGUCCAAAGCCAAAGUCCGGAGUCAGAGAUGGACAACUACGCGUCGUUCAUCAGUGAGGCCCUGGAGAAGACCAAGUGUCGUGAAUGCGUGCCUUCCUGGGACGAGAUCCACAUGUUGAUGAACAGACAGGAGAUGCUCUGCACGGUGCAUUACCCAGGCCCAGGCUCCUGCCAGCUCUACGUCAGCUCACACACAACAGCUAAUGAGGUGGUGCGACGGAUGCAGGAGAAGCUCAAUCUUCAGGACAGUAAAAAUACAUUUGCACUAUAUGAGCAAAACGCACUGUGGGAGCAGCCAGUGUCCGGUAGUACCCUCAUCGCAGACAUCCUGACCAGCUUUUCUGCUAAAGAGGCAGAAUCCAAAUCCCAGUGGAGGCUGUGUUUCAAGCUCUACUGUCUGCUAGACGCUGACAGCAUUUCUGUGGACAGCAUUGAAUAUUUCUUUCUGUUUGAGCAGUGCCAUGAGAUGGUGGUGAGGGGCCAGCUGCCCGCCUGUGAUGAGGACCUGCAGACUCUGGCUGCUCUCAGGCUCCAGUCGCUGUUUGGAGACUUCAGCACUCACGCCCCUUGCCCCCCUCUGGACGAGCUAUUCCCUGGGCCCAUGCUGGAGGCCAGGGUGCUCAUGUCCCUCACUGCCCCCCCAGGACUGCCCCCCUGCACAGUGCCCGCUCAGGGCUGCCCCGGGACAGGCUUCCCCUCGGGCCUCCUCUCAGGGACUCUGUGGACAACAGUGCAUAAGCAGAAGGUGGAGCAGGACUUACGGCUGCGAAGUCGCCUCAAAGAGGAGGCCACUGUUGUCAUGGCAUCCAUCUUGGAGCGCUGGAAGGGUUUGUCUGGCUACAGCCGCUUGGACAGUAUGGCCGCUUACCUCACUAUUGCACGCCAGUGGUCAGGCUUUGGAUGCACUCUGUAUGAAGUGGACUUUUAUAUUAGUUCGACGGGGAACUUUUCCCAAAAGCUGUGGCUGGGUGUAGCUGCUACGUCAGUGUCUCUGUACCGUCAGGGAGAGGCCGAAGCGCUCGAAUCCUUCCCCUAUGGCCAGAUCUGUUCAUAUGGUGUAUCCGAUAGCAACACGUUCAAGAUAACCGCGGGAGACCGAGACCUGCUGUUUGAAACAACCAAGUUGACGGAGAUCCUGCAGCUGAUGAACGCAUAUUUCAGUGCCACCCGUCGUCAGCGAGGCAAAGCUGAGGAAGCGGACAUCACGCGGGACCAUCACUUGACCCCAAUGCCAGCGUCUGCCCUCCUGGAGCUGCCUUCACAUCCAGUCUGAGACCCCCAUCUCCAAACCCCCGCCCACGUACCUUAUCCCAUCCUAACUCCACACGUGGCCCCCUCAGGCACCUCCUCCUCCGCCCAGUCCUCCUCCGCUGGGAAAAGCACAGCAGCCAAAACAAAGAGAGGGCUGUUUUCACUCCCCAUCCGUGAAAAUAAACCCUGGGCCUAGCAUUGCAGCUGAAGGAGCGAUAGAGACUUGAAGAAGGGGGGAAGGGGCGAGGCAAGUGGUUCUGUUUUUGGAUAGGGGCCAGAAAGCCGCAGAAACCAAUGUGGUUGGUGAUGAGGUGUCACACUCACAGCAAACCCCCCCACUCCACCCUGUCACGCACACACCUUAUCCCUUUGACAAUGUGAGAUGUACUGUAGCAGCAUUUAAAUAUAAUGGCACCAAAAACUGUGGUAUUGACUAUGUGAGUGGUUCUGAAACUUUCAACAAGUACGGAUUUGGGGUAAAUGAGGAUUUAAAGGUGCACCAUGUAGUUUUUCUGGUGGCGGGUCUGCUACCUGCUUGUCUCCAUAGAGAUGUCUUUUUCUUUGCCUAGAAUGUUCCACAGUAUGGCAUUAAACUUCUCUUCAUGGAGCCAGGUGAAAUCUGUAGAGAAGGUUGAUGUAGAUGUUUUCAAGGUAUUUUUGAGUGGUUAUAACACUUGUAACUGAAUAAAUGCAAGAUAGACAAGCUUAGUGACAUACUGUGGAACAUUCUACGCAAAGCAGCAUCUCCAUGGAGACGAGCAUAUGACAGAAAAGUUACAUAGUGUACCUUUAACCAAGAUUAAUCUCAAAUAGAAACCACGGACUCAAAAUCUGGAAUAGUACAAAGAAAAGAGCUAAAUAUGGACAAACCCAGAACUAAACCAGGACUGAACUAGGACUGAACCAGGACUUAACUGUGCCUCUGCCAGAAAUGAAUGGUCCAAAGUCUCAAUCAAAGAACUAAAUGAGUGCUUGAAUUGUAAUAUUCCUAGUUCUUACCACCACCACAGCCCUUGCCUACCACCAGUGAUAUCACAGUAAGAACCACUGCCUUAUAUGAAGAAAAAGUAACACUACAUUUUAUUUAACUCUUUAAGUAGGUGUGCCAUAUUGCUCCAGUCUUUUUCCUAGAAGGCCUGGAGACUUCAAGUACUUUCUCAUUGGGCGCCCCCCUUAAUGUUCAGCAGAGUUUUCACAAGGUCCCGGGCAGAGGCUUGCGUUACCUGGAACUGUUGAUGCAUACAACCAUGUGAUCCCAGAACUGGAAACAGAUGUUGAACUUUGCAGCGAAAAAGUCACUUCGGCGGGCCUUGAAGACUCUUGGGAAAAUCAGCUGUGCGUGUGUGUAAUUUUAAUCACGAGAUCUACUUCCUGUUUGACGAUGGAGUAGAUGAAACGUUUCACCAGAAAACCAAAGGACUGUGGAGCAGUUUCUAUACGCUGUCUUUAGCACCAAAAAUGCUCUGAUUUGUGUCCUUUUGUCACAUUGCUGCUUGUCAUGGUUAACACUUGACUUGUUUUGUGUCAGCUACAGCUAUGCUAAAUUUAAAAGUGCACUUUGUAACUUUUUGGUUGGGGUUCAGUCAUCUGCUUGUUUCUGUGGAUAUGUCAUUGCUCUGCCUGGAAUGUUCCACUGUAUGACCUUAAACACUCUCCCUAACAUUUAUUCAAUUACAGGUGGCGUUAUAGCUCAAAAAUAUCUAGAAAAAAUGCAUUCUGACUGUGAGUGGGGUUACCUCUCCUGUAACUUAGUUUGGUUUCCAUCAGGAUAGAAAGUUUUAAUGUCAUACUGUGAAACAAUCCAGACAAAGCAGUAACAUCUCCACAGAGAAAAGCAUCUGAUGGGCCUUCCACCAGAAAAGUUACACAGUGCACCUUUAACUGGUGCUUCCGUGUUUAAUUUUGUUACUUUUAAACUGUAUAUAAUUUGUAGAUUAUAAAAUGAGCCUUUUAAAAGAUGACGACAUAUUGCUUUGCUUUCCCUACACAUGCCUUUUUGUUUUAUUUAUGUUUUUUACUGUCACUACGUCUUAAUUGCAGUUGUGUUUCCUUGUUUUGUUGAACUGAUCUGAGCCGUAAAUGCCAUUGGCUCACUUCAGUUGUAGAAAUCCUUUGUAGCUCUGUGUUCACUGUUCCUCUUUUCUAAAGCCAAAGUCCCAGGUUUGAAACGGACCAAAGAUUUUUAAUAAGCUUUUAUGACAGCAGGUUACAUAAAUAUGUUGUAAUUCUAGUAAAUGUGGUCGCACUUUACUUUACAGCACAAGAAUAGCAUGGUAACUGAGAUAACAAGGGAUUAAUGCAUUGGCAGUCCUGUUUCCAUAUUAUUAAAAUAAAAUACAGCCACGUUACCUGGUAAUUUACAGUCUUCAUACUGGGUUAGGAUUAAUCUUAAGACAUUAAAUAAAAUUUAAAAAAACAGAUACCAAGGAAUUAUUACAGUGUAAACACCAAUUACUUUUAGUUACCAUACAAUUACUCUGCUAUUAUUGUACUGUUAAGUAAAGUGUACUGUAAAGUUAAUAGCAUUUAUACAGCCAUAAAAUCAUGCUUUUCUAGCCUCAAAUGUUAAACUUGAUCCUGUCACCACAAAAGGCCUUGACACGGUCGGCCUUACGCCUGUGAACACACAGGGCCCUCGCUUUUUCUACUGCAGCUGCAGGCAGCUCCAACCCAUGUGUUUGUAAAGAAACUGCGGAAGUAGCUUUGUAUUAGGCUUGUUUGUAUGCUGCAUGGUACCUUUUACGUUAAUGUGUGUAUAGUUCAUUGCACUAUUUGUUUGUUUUUAACUAACUUGGAAGUGCAAUAAAAACUAUAAAUACUGUAUGAAAUUAAUAAAAGCCUCCAUUUGAA
Boleophthalmus pectinirostris (great blue-spotted mudskipper) is the source of this 4954-nucleotide messenger RNA. RefSeq names its product pleckstrin homology, MyTH4 and FERM domain containing H3 (gene plekhh3). The transcript has 11 exons. Gene Ontology annotation, cellular component: cytoskeleton. The coding region runs from base 24 to 2126 and encodes 700 amino acids. Lineage: Eukaryota; Metazoa; Chordata; Actinopteri; Gobiiformes; Gobiidae. Gene Ontology annotation, biological process: signal transduction. The record is from RefSeq and is a predicted model, not a curated record.